Arabidopsis arenosa is the source of this 475-nucleotide messenger RNA. Lineage: Eukaryota; Viridiplantae; Streptophyta; Magnoliopsida; Brassicales; Brassicaceae. The record is from the annotation of a GenBank genome assembly.
UCUCACCUUAAUUACAUUUUCAAAGCUUUUACUUUCUUUUUUUCUUCUUUUUUUGUUCAAUUGCAAAGCUUUUGAAGAAGCUACAAUGGCUGACAACGCACUUGUGAACGCUAGAGCAAAUGUUUCCAUUGUCGUAGAUACGUUCCAGAUUAGUAUUGUUGACUACGUUAACGAUCUCAUAGAAGAGAUACGAGCUCUGCUGGAUAAUAUCAUGAACGGUCUGGAGGCAAACGAGUUGCUGCCACAACCGCCUGAUCCAAUGGAUCAUGAUCCUGAGCUGGUUGCUCCAAUGGAUGACCCGGCUGGUCCAGAGGCUCCGGCUCCGGCUCCAGACGAAAUUGUAAUCGACGACCACGACGUGCCGCCAGGGUCCAACUAACAGCGACGGGGAUUGAUAAGUUACUUAGUAAUAAUUGGUCGAUUAAUACUACCUGCUUUCUUAAUUAGUAUAUUGGAAUAAAAUCGUAUGUGUAAU